UUGAGGAUAUGAAAAACGGCAAGGUAUGCAUAUUCCAUAUCGGUUAUGGAUAUUUGGAAGAUUUAUUGCCACAUAUCUUUUACAUAGCCUUAGAAAUAUAUUUUGUUGGUUGAAAAAGCACCUUAGUAUCCUGAUUAUAUUCUUUUGACGGUAAUAUGAAGACCCUUGUAAUUCGUACUACCAACACUUCGAAUCGCGAAGACAGCAUUCAUGCAAAAUGUAAAAUUAAACAAGUACUUGCAACGCAAAGUGCAGUUCGUAUUCCUUACAGUGUGUUCUAAAUCCGUUUUUAGUCAGCGCUUUAGAACACGUAGAUGUACUGGGUGUACCUGAUAGUCUGGAUCUCUUGCAUCAAGAAAUCCAGAUUAAUAACAAGUAUUUUUUUAUGAUAUCCCAAUGAGUAGAGUGUUGUAUUUCUGACAUUUCAAAACAUAUUAUCGGAUUCUUAAUGAGAUUAGCAGUGAAUGUCGUUACGGUAGUAUAAUGUCCAUACAAACAAUACCACGUCGAACCAUGGAUUACCCGAGUUUUAAUCAUAUACUAUUCAGUUUUGAUACUUGGAGGGCACAAAUAAGUUUAUGAAAGCUUAAGUUAACGUAUAGUCCUGGUUUGAGUCAAUGUAAUGCCAAAAUUUGAGAUUUCAACCCAAUGGUCAUAAACAAUUCUCUAAAUAUUAGACUACUUUGCUGACUUGUGCACCUGAGAAUUAUCAUUUGGUGCUGCAACUUAUGUUCAUGUAAAUGUAAGCAUACACUAAUUUGAUCUUCGUAUACUACAUAUCAAUUAUACAAUUAUUAGAAAACAAUAUGAAUUCCUCACUUGUCCGUAGUUUGUUUUUCAUCUACAAAUCAACCUUUCGAAGCUGUAUCUGAAUUUUCGACACUAUUACGUGUUACUUCUGUUUUUAACUUGGCGAUGGUUACAUAUGAACUGGAGGGUAUAUCUUAUAACAUUGACGAAGGUAUGGCUACUUUACGUAUGAAAGUGACAUUGGGCGAUGGAAAAGUAGAUCCAGUAGCUUAUCGCAUCAAGAUGACUCCCCAUCAUCGUACUGGUACUGAGUGGUGCAUUUACCCUACUUAUGACUAUACUCAUUGUUUGUGUGAUUCCAUCGAGAAUAUCACACAUUCAUUAUGCACUAAGGAAUUUCAGUCACGACGUCCUGCCUACUAUUGGCUUUGUAAUUCACUUAAUAUUUAUUGUCCAGUUCAGUGGGAAUAUGGUCGCCUCAAUUUGUAUUAUAGUGUGGUAUCGAAGCGCAAAAUUUUAAAGCUGAUAGAAGCCGGUAUUGUUAAUGACUGGGAUGAUCCACGGUUAGUAACUUUGACAGCACUCCGUCGUCGUGGAUUUCCACCUCAAGCCAUUAAUAUGUUUUGUGAACGUAUUGGCGUUACUAUGGCUCAAACAGUCCUUGAUCCUUCUGCUUUAGAUGCUUGCGUACGGGACUAUCUGAAUGAUCAUGCACCACGUGUGAUGGCCGUUUUAGAGCCAAUAAUAGUAACUAUUACGAAUUGGUAUGAACUGUAUGGCAAUAAGUCUUCUGUCGAGCUUACAGUUGCGGAUUUUCCUGCCAUUCCAGACAGUAAGACGCAUAGCGUCCUGUUGCAACAGGAACUGUACAUAGAAAAUACAGACUUUCAAGAAGUUGCUGAGAAAGGAUAUCGUCGUUUAACACCUAAUCAACCAGUUGGUCUUCGUUACACAGGCCUUGUUUUAGAAUUUUCCGAUUUAAAAAAGGAUUCCGAUGGAAAAAUAUCUCAUUUAUUUGUGAAAGCCCAGAAGGUAGAGGAUUCUACUAAGCCAAAAGCUUUUAUACAUUGGGUAUCCAAUCCUCUGCACUUUGAAGCUCGACUGUAUGACCGAUUGUUCACCGUCAAGGAGCCAGAAAGCGAAAAGAACGGAUUCUUGUCUGUCAUUAAUAAAAAUUCAUUAGUCGUAAUUCCGGGUGCUUUGAUUGAACAGUCUGUCAAAAAUGCUGAGGUUUACACUGCCUAUCAAUUUGAACGUCUUGGUUUCUUCUCUGUGGAUCCUGAUACAAACUCAAAACGUAUGGUUUUCAAUCGAACUGUUGCUCUAAAAGCCGAUCCUGGUAAAACAAUUUAAUAUCAAACUGGUUUUCAGGACUAUGGUUGUUAAUGUUAGAUUAAACAUUAUGUAUAGUGCUAUGUGACUUUUAAUACAUUUCCUACGUUGGAUACCCUUUUA
Schistosoma spindalis is the source of this 2205-nucleotide messenger RNA. NCBI's taxonomy places the organism in Eukaryota, Metazoa, Platyhelminthes, Trematoda, Strigeidida, Schistosomatidae. The record is from the annotation of a GenBank genome assembly.